UCGUUACUGAUCACUAUACCUUCAAGAACUUCAAGAACUUCACGAAGUGCAGAUACUAGAAUACGCUAGAACAUGUGUGAUACUAGAUGAUAAUUACAGUUAUUGCUGAGGCAGGAUUAUAAUUGGUUAAUACCGUAAUACUAACGAUCGGUAACUAUGAUAACAUAUGUGUUUGGCAUAAUCUUGUUGGCGUCUUUAACUGGCGCUUUGAACGAAUAGACUUUUAUGUAACCAAUCUGAAUACUGUUUGUGAGGACUGAGAAGACAACUGCAAAAAACAAAUGCGAUUUCUAUGAGUUUUAUAUUAAAUUGUGAGAAGAAAACAUCCUUAAAUAGACCACAGUCUUGGGUGAUUUUGCAAGAGCUUACAACUUUGACAAAUCACCAGACAGCAUAGCGCCCAAGAAGAUAGCAAGAUUCAUAAUGUCUGCAGACAGAACCCUGUUGCUAUAAGAUACAUGUACAUAUACUAAUGAUGAUCAAUAUAUUCCUCUUCAGGACUUGGGAAGUUAUUCAAAGUUAGAUUUUGAUACAUUUAUCAGAACCCAAAAGUCCAUAUCAGUAGGAUUGCUAUAACCUACUUCGUUCACAGCCCACGGAGCAUCAUGUGUGAGGAACGAAUUCAACGUUUGCAAAGAAUUCUACAUUCUCUUGCAACGAGAGUGCCUCGUGUUAUGCUACCGAGAGUUGAAGAAAUAUUUCCUUCACUGAGAGAAAUCAUGAACCUUGCAGAUUCAGAGGAAGUACAAAGACUGUGUAGUGUGGUACGUCCAGCAUCUGCUCAUGAUGCAUGUCAUGCCAACAAUGUAAAAGCUGAGGAAGUGUCAGAUGCAGAAGAAGAGAAGUAUCCUGUGCCAAUAACAUUUCAAAGAAUAAAGGCUGAACCUGAGAGUACUCCAAGUGGACCCCAACCCAUGUGCAGUGGGGAGCAGCGAUAUUCCUAUGAUGAGUGUGAUAAAUCAUUCACUCAACAGUGUAAUCUAAGGGUUCACUGCAAGACACAUCAACACAUACACAGUAGGGGGAGGCCAUUUUGCUGUGACGUGCAUAACAAGUCAUUCAGUAAUAGCAGUAAUCUGAAGGUACAUCAGCGCAUGCAUAGUGCUGACAGGCCUUUUUGCUGUGAUGUGUGUAAUAAGUCAUUCAGCCAGCAGGUUAGUCUGAAGAAACAUCAACGCGUACAUAGUGGUGAGCGGCCGUUUUGCUGUGAUGUGUGUAAUAAGUCAUUCAGGUGGCUGAGUCAUCUGAAGAUACACCAGCGUACACAUAGUGGUGAGAAGCCUUUUAGCUGUGAUGUGUGUACUAAGUCAUUCAGUCAGCAGGUUAGUCUGAAGAAACAUCAACGCGUACAUGGUGGUGAGCAGCCGUUUUGCUGUGAUGUGUGUAAUAAGUCAUUCAGGUGGCUGAGUCAUCUGAAGAUACACCAGCAUACACAUAGUGGUGAGAAGCCUUUUAGCUGUGAUGUGUGUACUAAGUCAUUCAGUCAGCAGGUUAGUCUGAAGAAACAUCAACGCGUACAUAGUGGUGAGCGGCCAUUUUGCUGUGUUGUGUGUAAUAAGUCAUUCAGUGAAGGCAGUAAUCUGAAGGUACAUCAGCGCAUGCAUAGUGGUGACCGGCCUUUUUGCUGUGAUGUGUGUAAUAAGUCAUUCAGCUGGCUGAGUCAUCUGAAGAUACACCAACGUAUACAUAGUGGUGAGAAGCCUUUUAGCUGUGAUCUGUGUACUAAGUCAUUCAGUAAAGGCAGUAAUCUGAAGAAACAUCAGCGCAUGCAUAGUGGUGACCGGCCGUUUUGCUGUGAUGUGUGUACUAAGUCAUUCAGUAAUAGCAGUAAUCUGAAGAAACAUCAGCGCAUGCAUAGUGGUGACCGGCCAUUUUGCUGUGAUGUGUGUACAAAGUCAUUCAGUAAUAGCAGUAAUCUGAAGGUACAUCAGCGCAUGCAUAGUGGUGACCGGCCUUUUUGCUGUGAUGUGUGUAAUAAGUCAUUCAUUUGGCUGAGUCAUCUGAAGAUACACGAAUGUAUACAUAGUGGUGAGAAGCCUUUUAGCUGUAAUAUGUGUACUAAGUCAUUCAGAAAAGGCAGUAAUCUGAAGAAACAUCAACGCAUACAUAGUGGUGACUGGCCUUUUUGCUGUGAUGUGUGUAAUAAAUCAUUCAGUUAUCAGGGUAGUCUGAGGAGGCAUCUGCGCACACAUAGUGGGAAGCAGACAUAGAGCUAUGCGGUGUGUAAUAAGUUAUUUGCUCAUCAAAGCCAUCAGAAGACAUAUUAAAUGACACAUAGUCAAACAACAAUAGAGUGCUGCACCUUUUCACAGUAAACAAAUGGUGAUACAUUAGUACCAAUAUGUCUUUGUUUACAUCCGUAGAUGUUAUUGUGUAGAUCACCCCAUUUGUGAUAUCCUGAACUCACAUUUGGUGUUUGGAAGUACUGGUCACAUGACCCGCAGAGCUGAAUGAAGUUCCAUCAAAUGCACAUACAUUUAAGUUUCAAUACAUUGGAGCGAAAUGAAGAUGAGAGUGAUGAGUAGGGUCCGGAUUUCUGUGACAUGUCAUAUUUUUUUCCUAGGGUUUAUUCCUAUUUUUCAAUGUAAUUAUGCAUGUUUCCAGUCAUUCUUAU
Molecule: messenger RNA, 2614 nt
Organism: Cryptotermes secundus
Lineage: Eukaryota; Metazoa; Arthropoda; Insecta; Blattodea; Kalotermitidae
Product: zinc finger protein OZF
Exons: 4
Coding region: 606-2210 (534 amino acids)
Biological process (GO): negative regulation of transcription by RNA polymerase II; regulation of immune system process; central nervous system development
Cellular component (GO): nucleus
Molecular function (GO): DNA-binding transcription factor activity, RNA polymerase II-specific; RNA polymerase II cis-regulatory region sequence-specific DNA binding
Source: RefSeq, a predicted model, not a curated record